Molecule: messenger RNA, 3288 nt
Organism: Ostrea edulis (European flat oyster)
Lineage: Eukaryota; Metazoa; Mollusca; Bivalvia; Ostreida; Ostreidae
Product: trichohyalin-like
Exons: 3
Coding region: 97-1341 (414 amino acids)
Source: RefSeq, a predicted model, not a curated record
UAUUUUUCAAGAGCGGAAGCCCUAUAAAAGUCUAAAUACAUUUGAAGAUUUUUUACGGCAUUAUCAGCCGAUUUACGACACCACGCACUUUUCGAAAUGGCGAAGAGCGUUGGACGAGAUGAAGGCAAACGAAAAGAAAGAAAAAAGAUCAAUUACAAAGAACUUAUUGAAAAUGAUGAAAACUCGAGAGAGAAACCAUGUGGACAAAAACUGAAGGAAUUGGCAAAGUCAAAAGAAGCUAUGAGAGCAAAACUGUACAGACUUGGUUUGACCAAUGAAAAAAAGGAAAGGUUAAAUCAGUUAGCUAAAGAAAGAAUGAGAAAAUAUCGAGCAAAACUAAAAGAAAACACGAAAAAACCAACAAAUGUGCCGACACGUAAAGAGGAAGUAUCCCAGGGACAAAGAGCAUACUGGAGGGGAAAAAAACGACAAUCAAGAACCAGAGAAACCCAAGAUGGCAAACUAAGAGAAAGAAAAAAGAUAAAUUUCAUUGAAAAAGAUGAAAACUCCCUCGAAAAACCUCAUGGACAAAAACUGAAGAAAUUGGCAAAGUCAAAAGAAGCUAUGAGAGCAAAAUUGUACAGACUUGGUUUGGCUGAUGAAAAAAGGGAAAGAUCAAAUCAGUUAGCCAAGGAAAGAAUGAGAAAAUAUCGAGAAAAACUGAAAGAAAACAACGACAAAAAACCAACAAAUGUGUCGAAAUGUAAACUUAAAGAGGCAAAAGAGGAAGUAUCACAGGGACAAAGAGCAUAUUGGAGGGAGAAAAAACGACAAUCAAGAACCAGAGAAACCCAAGAAAAGAAACAACUUUACAACUUGAAAAGACGAGAAAAAUACAAAGAAACCAAAGUGAAGAAAAGUUUGUCCAAAAACAAAAGUGCCAACUCUAGUGAACAAAACGCUAGUUUUACUGAAGACAAAGUCUGUGAUGAAGAAGCACAAAAACCAAGAAACGAAAAUAACAAGUCACCAGCUACAACAAGAAAAACAGUUGCUAGGUGUUCAGGAAAAUUACCCAGAACACCUAAGAAAUGGUUGAAAGUCGUUGGUGGCCUUAUUAAGCCAAGAAAGAAGAAGCUGUUGGAUGAAAGUGGUCUUGUUGCGAGUCCAAAGACUAAACCGCUAAUUGAGGCAAAAAGAGAAUUAGUACUUGGCGUGAAAGAUUUCAUUAAAAAACACAAAUCUAGGAGGAAUAAAUACCAAAGAAAAAACUGGAUUUCAGCAAUUCUGAAUGAUGCCAAGAAGCAGGGGAUCCAAAUUUUUAUAAAACAAAAUCCUGGAAUACAGUGGCGAAAUUUGGUAAAGAAAUCCUUCAUUCAGAGAGAGGUGGAUAACAGCUGAUGCCCUCGCAGAAGGAAAUUAAAGAUGUUCAAGAUUAUUAUUUGAGCCCAGCAGUUUCCAGUGAGCUUCCAUCAAGGAAGUCUGCUUCAAAAAGAACACAUCAAAAUCUGAGUUACGACAGAAAGCACCAAAUCUGCCUAUGAAAAGUAUUGCCAACAACAUGGGAGGAACAUCAGUUAAGUUCCGCAAACUGCAACCAAAAAAUGUUCUAACUGCUGACAAAACACUGCUCUGACAAUGCUUAUAUGAAUAUUGUACUUGAAUUUAUAAGCUAUAAACACCCUCAUGUCAACACCAUACAGAAAAGUUUACGAUACAGAAAGUUUACGAUAUAGUUUACGAUUCCGUAUGUGCAAACCAGGGAAAGCACUAUAAUAUAAAAUGCAUUACAAGGAACUGUACAUAAUGUGGGACUGGAAAACCUGAAGAAGAUUCCUACACUUCGUAAGGACAUUGUAACAUGGGAAAGAUGGCACAACAGAAAAAUAGCACAUGGAAAAGUUGUGAAGUUUAAAAAAACUGCUUGUGACAAAGUGGGGUACAGGCAACAAAAUUAAGGGGCAAUACUCGCUAAAUGUGAAAGGCAAUACUCGCUAAAUGUGAGGGGCAAUACUUGCUAAAUGUGAGGGGCAAUACUCGCUAAAUGUGAGUUCAAAAUUAAGGGGCAAUACUCGCUAAAUGUGAGGGGCAAUACUCGCUAAAUGUGAGUUCAAAAUUAAGGGGCAAUACUCGCUAAAUGUGAGUUCAAAAUUGAAAUUGCGAGUGAAAAAAUCCCAACUUUUUCCCGGAUUUCCUCGGUUUAUUGGCUGUACUUUAAAGGGACUGGUUCACGAUUUUUGAACAAAAUAUUUUUUUAUUUUUUAUGUUAGAUAUUAAAAGUAUAACUAAUUUAAUGUUGACAACCAAAAUUUUGUCCUUCUGAAUGCAAGAAUAAAAGCUAUAUUUUAACCUUAAAUAUGUGUUAUGUAAACAAAGACUCGAGUCUUUUUAUGUAAACAAACAAUAAAGUGAAACAUUAAUUUUGUAAAAUAAAGCAUUUUAAUUUUGCUUAGUCACACAUUUUAACUUUUAGAUGACACAUUUUACCCGAAGAAUGCUUGAAAUGUGAAAGUUAUAAUAAACUUAGAUUGAUAUCCAUAUCUUUUGAAAAUUUCGUAAACAAUAACAUACGGUAAUCUUUGUUUACAAAACAAAUAAUAAACUCUCUAAAAUGAGCUUCUGUAACAAUGUAUAUAACCUUAAUUUUUAUGUCAAAUCUUUUAAACACAUUAGACAGAAGGUUUUGUUCAUUAAAAGUGAAAAAUAAAAUUUUGGGGAAAAUCGUGAAUCAGUCCCUUUAAAGAUUACAAUAAUUUUGUCUUGUGCAUUAUAACAUUUUACAGAAUAAUUGUAAACAUAUUGAAAGAGUAAAAGUGGAUCAAAUGAAUAACUAAGGCCAUGGUCAUCGAUAUCUUAGUCAGUGAUGUCAAAGGACUUCAAGCAUACUAACCGAGUGUCUCGGAGAUGUCUGAUUUAUAUAACAAUCAUGAUGAUCUUUUCCGUGUUUACUCAACACACGAAGGUGUUUGUUAGUAUCACCGCUCCAGGCGGUGUCCUGCUGUCUGGCAUAUACAGUCAAACAACGAGUGAUGCUACAAGAUUUUUUUAAUGAAAUCUCCAAAUGUUUUGAAAAUACAUUUUGAAUUGACACCAACAGUCUUCAAGAUUCCAAACCACACGAUGUUGUAAUUAGGUGGUAGAUCUCUGUACAACGAGUACACCGCACAAAUGCACCCGAAGACCAUCACCAUGCACCAAUAAUAUGUUGUCUGAUAAUUCAUUAAAUGGUAAAUGAAAGAACCCUCAAUCUUAUUUUCGUAAUUGCACUUUAUUUUCAUCUAUUUUGAUAUAGAGACAUGCUUGUUUUCUUAAACUCCUGUAAAAAAUCAAUAAAUUGACAAAAUGCUA